AUGGUGCUGCCCACCUGCCCCAUGGCGGAGUUUGCGCUGCCGCGGCACAGCGCGGUCAUGGAGCGCCUCCGCCGGCGCAUCGAGCUGUGCCGGCGCCACCACAGCACCUGCGAGGCCCGCUACGAGGCCGUGUCGCCCGAGCGCCUGGAGCUCGAGCGCCAGCACACCUUCGCCCUGCACCAGCGCUGCAUCCAGGCCAAGGCUAAGCGCGCCGGCAAGCACCGGCAGCCGCCCGCCCCGGCCCCCGCGCCCGCCCCGGCCCCGGCGCCCGCCGCGCCCGCCCCGGCCCCGCGCCUCGACGCCGCCGACGGCCCCGAGCACGGCCGCCCUGUCGCGCAUCUUCAUGACACAGUGAAGAGGAAUCUGGAUAGUGCCACCUCUCCUCAGAAUGGCGAUCAACAGAAUGGCUAUGGGGACCUCUUUGCUGGACACAAGAAGACACGCCGGGAAGCCCCUCUGGGAGUAGCUGUCUCUUCCAAUGGCCUGCCUCCAGCCUCUCCCCUUGGUCAGCCGGACAAGCCUGGUGCUGAGGCAUUGCAGGCCAGUGGGAAGCACCCUCUGGGACUGGACUCCAUCAACAAGAAGUGUCUGCCAGACUCCAGCCUUCACCUGAAUGGAGGCAGCAACCCUAGUGAGUCGUUUUCUCUUGGCCUGAAUAAAGAACUGAAGCAGGAGCCUGUCGAUGACCUGCCUUGCAUGAUUGCAGGGGCUGGAGGCUCCAUAUCUCAGAGCAACCUCAUGCCUGACCUCAACCUCAACGAGCAGGAGUGGAAGGAGCUCAUUGAGGAGCUAAACAGGUCAGUGCCUGAUGAAGACAUGAAGGAUCUGUUCAAUGAGGACUUUGAAGAGAAGAAAGACCCAGAGUCUUCUGGUUCUGCCACACAGACACCGUUGACACAGGACAUUAAUAUUAAGACGGAAUUCUCUCCAGCAGCCUUUGAACAAGAACAGUUAGGCUCCCCACAGGUAAGAGCUGGGUCUGCAGGACAGACCUUUAUGGGACCUUCAUCCGGCCCUACAAGCACAGAUUCACCUAGCCUAGGUGGCUCUCAGCCUCUGUUCCACACCUCUGGUCAGCCCGGGGCAGACAAUCCCAGUUCUAGCCUGAUGCCGGCAUCAGCCCAGGUCCAGAAUGCACAAAGAGCCCUCUCUGGUGUGGUGUUGCCUAGCCAAGGCCCAGGAGGGGCCUCAGAGCUCUCCUCUGCUCACCAGCUCCAGCAGAUCGCAGCCAAGCAGAAACGCGAACAGAUGCUCCAGAACCCACAGCAGGCCACCUCAGCACCAGCCCCAGGCCAGAUGUCCACGUGGCAACAGACUGGCCCCUCCCACAGUCCCUUAAAUGUCCCUUAUCCCAUCGAGAAACCUGCUAGCCCUCCCAGCUACAAACAAGACUUCACCAGCUCCAAACUACUCAUGAUGCCCAGUAUAAACAAGAGUUCCCCUCGGCCCGGAGGCCCCUACCUUCAGCCCAGCCAUGUGAAUCUGCUGACUCACCAGCCGCCAAGUAACUUGAAUCAGAGUUCUGUGCCUAACCAAGGGUCAGUGCUGGACUAUGGCAAUACCAAGCCCCUUUCUCAUUAUAAAGCGGACUGCGGGCAAGGUGGCCCUGGGGUUGGCCAGAGCAAGACGACUCUCAUGGCUUAUCUUCCCCAGCAGCUGCCUCAUCUGAGCAACGAGCAGAACUCCUUGUUUCUAAUGAAACCAAAGCCAGGAAGCAUGCCCUUCAGAUCACUGGUUCCACCUAGCCAGGAGCAGAACCCUCCCAAUGUCCCUGUGCCGGCCCAGGCCGCCAGUGUGGGGACCCAGCCCCCCGCUGCAUCUGCAGCCAGCACUCACAGCAACACCCCCUAUCUCAGCAGCCAGCAGCAGGCGGCUGUAAUGAAGCAGCACCAGUUGCUUUUGGACCAACAGAAACAGAGGGAGCAACAGCAAAAGCAUUUGCAGCAACAGCAGUUCUUGCAAAGGCAGCAGCACCUUCUGGCUGAACAGGAAAAGCAGCAGUUUCAGCGCCAUCUGACCCGCCCACCACCCCAGUACCAAGACCCAACUCAGAGCACCUUCCCACAACAGGUCGGACAGUUCACAGGAACCUCUGCUGCUGUGCCUGGCAUGAACAGCUUGGGUCCCUCUAACUCCAGCUGUCCUCGAGUGUUCUCUCAGGCUGGAAAUCUGAUGCCAAUGGGCCCUGGACACACUUCGGUUUCCUCUCUCCCUUCAAACUCAGGCCAGCAAGACCGGGGUGUGGCUCAGUUCUCUGGCUCCCAAAGCUUGCCACAGAGCAGCCUAUAUGGCAUGGCCUCUGGCAUAACCCAAAUAGUUGCCCAGCCCCCGCCACAGGCCACCAAUGGACAUGCCCACCUUCCACGGCAGACCAGUGUGGGCCAGAAAACCUCAGUUUCAGCUGCGUAUGGGCAGAACUCUCUGGGGAGCUCUGGCCUCUCCCAACAGCACAGUAAGGGGACCCUGAACUCUGGUUUAACUAAGCCACAGGUCCCAAGGGUGUCAGCAGCCAUGGGAGGCCAGAAUCCCUCAUGGCAACAUCAGGGAAUGCCAAACCUGAGUGGGCAAACCCCAGGCAACAGCACUGUCAGCCCCUUCACUGCAGCAUCCAGUUUCCACAUGCAGCAAGCCCAUCUGAAAAUGCCUAGCCCACAGUUCUCCCAAGGGAUGCCCAGCAGGCCUUUGGCCCCCAUGAGCUCGACCGCUGCCGUGGGGUCCAUGCUGCCCCCCGUGAGUGCACAGCAGAGGACCAGUGCCCCCACCCCAACACCUCCCCAGGGAACCCCACAGCAGGGCUUACCAGGCCUGAGCCCAGCUGGACCUGAGCUGGGAGGCUUCAGCCAGAGUCCCGCCCAACCGAUGGGAGGUCGAUCAGGGUUACACUGCCCCCAGGCCUAUCCUGUGCGGACCUCAGGCCAGGAGCUGCCCUUUGCCUACAGCGGGCAGACGGGCAGCAGCGGACUGUCCAGCAUGACUGGAGACACCGACCUGAUCGACUCACUGUUGAAGAACAGGACUUCGGAAGAGUGGAUGAAUGAUUUGGAUGACCUUUUAGGGCCUCAGUAAUGGAAGGAUUUGUUUUUUCAGUAUUCAUACAUCCUGAUUUUUGUUCUCAGAUUCUUGAAAGAGCAACUUCUUUGGACCAAAAACCCACAACCUGGGGAGCUGGGUGGGUAGAGCCAGAGCCCCAGGGCUGAGGCCUGGCCCUGGCCAGGUCUCCAGGGCCCACCUUGAGCCAGCAGUUAUGGUCCGUCGGGCUGGUCCCAGCCCAUCUGCUGGCAUCUUUACCUGGUGCUGGAACAGCAGGACAGGGUUCUACAGGUGGUUUUCUAUCCAAGUGACCAAAAACCAACAGUAACAACAAUGAAACCCCACAAUGUCAGGCUUACAGAAAUCUGUGCGACCAUGUUGACUUAAUCAAAAAAAUGUCUCCACUUGCCCCAGUGUUGGAGACAAGUUUUAUUGAAACUAUAUAUAGCAGAUCUAUUUGCAAUUUGUAGCAUAGAAAAGAUUAAAUUUUUUAAAAAGCUUUUAUAACAGAUUAGGAUAGGUGGUGGUUUAAAUUGACUAAGUGGAACUGGAAACCUAGGGUUUCCUUCUGAUGGGGAGUUUUAUUCCUGCUUCGUCAGCUUUCAGGGGGAAGGGAGGGUCAUUGGAAAAUCAUUUCCGAAGUACAAGCUGUGACUGCGUGUGCCAAAAAAGGAACAGGAUGCCAUGAGGUAGUUGAGCUGGUGACACAGAUGUGGUCUUUCCAGAAGCUCCUCCUCCUCCCAGAGUGCUGUGCUUCCGUGUUGGUGUUUACCAGCCUCUGGCCCCCAAGGACUCUUCCUUCCAUGUGAUGGUAGCAGGACCCCAGACACACCCCCAGAUAAUGCUGAAAUCGAAUAUUUGGAAUUUUUAUAUCCUCUUUCGUUACAACUGCCUACCUUCUGCAGUUUCCCUGAAAACUCGUAUUUAACCUUGGGAAGGUGAUCAUUGCUGAAUUGUGCACAAAUUUUGUCUCUCUACCCUGUCUUCAUUUCCCAUGAGUACUUCUCCACCGCCCCCUCUGGCGCUCCCCCCAGCUCACACAGAAAACUACUUUAAGGCAACAGUGUGUUCGAUUGGACAGAGAAGAGGCAUUAAAAUUUCUUAGGGAGCUCUAGCCUUGUUGGGGUGGGGUGUGUCCUCCCCAGAAAGCAAUGGUCUGGAGGACAGAGAAAAACAGGUGUGCCCUGUUGGGUAGGAAGCUGCAGGCCAGGCCCAGAGGAAGGAAUUCCACUUUGUUUUACUACUUCUGCCACUCCCAGGUCAGACGCCUUGCACUUUUUAGAGGAUUGCUUUAUAACACUAAUACGUCCUUUCAAAGAUUCAAAUGGAUUUCUCUUUUAAGGUCUAUGAAUCAGUGGACUUGACUAAGCUGAGAGUCCACAGAGCAGAGUAUUAGGUGUGUGCUGUUUGUGGAAGAGGCAGGUGGCGUGCACUUUUGUGUAAUGUAAGCAAGAUGGUGAGCACGGGUGAGACCCUUCUACACAGAACGCUGGAGAGAAAGUACGCGCGCUGAGGAGCGCGGCUUGUCGAGGCAGAGUGUUCUCAGAGAAGCCACAGUCCCAUUCUCUCUUCCUGGACACUCAGAUCAUGAAAAGAAUAUCCCACGAAAAGACUUGAGCUGUGCAGAAUAGUCACAAAACCAGCGUGAGCAGCUUUGAGGGGAUGAGGGUUGUACACACAUGGGUCGUUACUUUAUACCAGCAGUGCCUUUCAUGGGGGUACUUGCACCCUCAGAUCUUCUUCUCUAAUAGCCAUGUGCCGCCACAGGCGGUGUUUGGGCCAUCUCCCCUUUAGAUGCCCUCCCUGCCUUUCCCAGAUGCCUGAUUUAGUCUCAGAGAAGGGAAUGAAUCAAAGGCAGUAAAGACUCCCACCUUGGGGUGAGUUCCCCAAUCUGAAGGGGAAGAAGGUGACUUCAGCAGGUUCUCUACCAAAAAUCGGGGGCUGCAGGCUGGUGAUGAGUCCUGUUCCUCUCCUGGCCUCCCUCUGGCUGCUGCUCACCUCUGUCCCAGGGCACUCCACCUCCCCGCCUGGGGGCGGCCCUGCCUUAGUCCUGGGGCUGCCUAGCCCCACUGCGCUUCGCACCUGCUGUGGUGUCAGAGCAAUAAAAUGUGAUGCUGGGGUCCUCCCAGGGAGCUGCCCGUGGCUUUAUUUAUGAACCUGGUUUGGGGGUGGUCAGGGGAGGAACCAACUCCCUUCAGCAUAGAUCCCCAUUUUCCAGGAGCCAUGACUCAAAAAGGGUGCUCGGACUUUUGUUAUACAUAUUUGCUUUGUGUAAAUAAAUGUUUACAAUUUUAUAUUAAAGAUGGAAUAAGCGUUAGAGCUUCUGACUGUAUAUUUUUUACUUUUAUAGAUUUUAAAACCGAUCCUUUAUAUAUGUGUUGGGGGGAGCUAUGAUAAGUUUUAUGGCGAACAGUUGGUAUUGUUAACUUUUUGUUGUUGUCAAAAUACAUAAAAAUCCUAUUAAUUCCCUUAUUCCUCUACUUCUUUUACUCUGGUAUACACCAAAAAGAAAUCUUUACUUUCCUUGUUUCAUCAUUAUGAAAUAAAGUAUUUUGCUAGUAUGGAAACUGCCCAUGUAUUUGACUUCAUGUGACUGCUGGGAGAGUAGAGGUGGUACCUGACUGCUUGGUUUGGUAGAUGACUUCCUUUUGUGGUUUUAGGACGUUCCUAUGGCACCCUGGGAGGGGCUGUUGCAUCAGAGUAACUUCUCUUGUCAGAUGAGAAGAAAUUAGAACUGACGGUUCUGGAGAUACCUGAGAGGGGACCAGCCGCAUCCCUGUGCCUAAUUUGUGGGAAGUUUGGCCAGAUAUUUAGGUCCUUAGAAAUUCAUGUUUUACUUAAAACCUUCAUGUAAGGAAAAUGAGUUGAUCAGGCUAUUUUUCACCUCCUCUACCCCCACCCCCCAAAACAGCAAGCGGACAGCCCAUAACCUUGAAAUGCUAUGGUUUCCAUAAUUCACCCAGCUGGCAAGCAACAGAUAGGCCUUGUACUUGCAACAAUGUAUCGGUUGUAGGGCUGUGUGUGGGCACAAAACUGUUAGAAGGAGGCUAGAAAUUCAGUUGCCCUGCUUGUCAGUCUCGCUCUUUUCUGGCUCAGUCUCUGCCUGCCUGUAUAUACCUUUCUGCAGGGGCAUUGAGGGCCUGAAAAAUCCACCUAAGCCUCCAAAAUUCUCUUCAUCUGGGAGAACUGACAGUGAACCUACCCGGCCUGCAGUAAUUUACACAACACCUUAUAUUUACCUUUAAAGUGUUUC
This is a messenger RNA of Talpa occidentalis (Iberian mole), 6283 nucleotides long. RefSeq names its product mastermind like transcriptional coactivator 1 (gene MAML1). Gene Ontology annotation, biological process: Notch signaling pathway; positive regulation of transcription of Notch receptor target. The transcript has 5 exons. Gene Ontology annotation, cellular component: nuclear speck; nucleoplasm. The coding region runs from base 1 to 3066 and encodes 1021 amino acids. Lineage: Eukaryota; Metazoa; Chordata; Mammalia; Eulipotyphla; Talpidae. Gene Ontology annotation, molecular function: transcription coactivator activity. The record is from RefSeq and is a predicted model, not a curated record.